Molecule: messenger RNA, 660 nt
Organism: Didymodactylos carnosus
Lineage: Eukaryota; Metazoa; Rotifera; Eurotatoria; Philodinida; Philodinidae
Source: the annotation of a GenBank genome assembly
AUGUUACAACGGAGUGUUUCUUCAAUUCCCGUAAAAAGCAUUCCAACACACGUCCGUUAUGUUAAUGAUCCAUUAGCCAUUUCAUCAUCGCCAGUCGAGCCACAAAGACAUAAUAAUCAUAAUUCUGCAUUUGAUAAUCUAAAUGACGAUCUAGCUGGACUAGGAGAAGGUGAAAGAGAACGACAAAAUGAACAACAACAGCAAGCUGAAACAUGGUUAAAUUUGAAUGCCGAACAAAAGUAUUUAGAAACACCACCGUAUUCAAAUAAAUAUUAUUUACCAAAUUCAAAUGACUACAGACAAGACGGAAAACAACAGCAACCCUAUGUAUUUAUAACUAAAAACAUACCCGAGUAUUCAAACAUGUUGUACGGAUCUUAUCAUUCCUCGAGAAAAUUAUAUUCGCCGGUUAAACAAUGGAAAAGAUCAUUUAAUUUUAACAAUAAUAACAACAGCGAAAAUAUCAGUAAUAAUCUUAGUCAAAAUCCAUUUGCUAGUCUCACUUCGAAUUCGAAUCCAAAUAUGGGACAUCGUUUAUCACCAUCGUUAAAGCAAAUGAUUGAAACAAAUCCGUUUGCUAGAGCUUGGUUGGCACUCCUAUUAAGAAAAAUUGUACAAGAACAACCUGUACCAUACAUAUUUAAAUAUGGAAAAAAGUAA